This is a messenger RNA of Cooperia oncophora, 501 nucleotides long. Lineage: Eukaryota; Metazoa; Nematoda; Chromadorea; Rhabditida; Trichostrongylidae. The record is from the annotation of a GenBank genome assembly.
AUGACCGACGCCGAGAAACUCGCUGAAAUUCGUGAAAAGAAGGCCAAGAAUGUGAUGAGGGAAAUGAGAAUCCAAAAACUGUGCCUUAAUAUCUGUGUGGGAGAAUCCGGUGAUCGGUUAACCCGCGCUGCCAAGGUGUUGGAGCAGCUGACUGGUCAGACCCCAGUGUUUUCGAAGGCUCGAUACACUGUACGUUCGUUUGGAAUCAGGAGAAAUGAGAAGAUUGCCGUGCACUGCACUGUUCGUGGACCCAAAGCCGAGGAGAUCCUCGAAAAAGGGCUAAAAGUCAAGGAAUUCGAAUUGUACAGGGAAAAUUUCUCCGACUCAGGAAAUUUCGGGUUCGGCAUCCAGGAGCACAUCGAUCUUGGGAUCAAAUAUGAUCCAGCCAUCGGAAUCUAUGGCAUGGACUUCUACGUGCGUAGCUGGUGCUUGAUCGUGCCGGUCGCCGUGUGGCUAAGAGAAGACGCGCUCCGGGUCGUGUUGGACCGUCUCAUCGUGUGA